AUGUGUAUGUUUUUGUUUAGAGGUGAGCAUUUGGAGAAGAGGAAGGUAACUCUAGCUAAUCUCAAGGAUAAGCCAGCUCCGUCAACUCCAACAGCCCCAUCUUCAAGCUUCAGUGCUAGUAGUGGAGUACGAUCAGCUGCAGCCCGGUUGUUGGGGGCUGGCAAUGGAAGCCGUGCGCUUAGUUUUGUUGGAGGGAAUGGUGGGAGUAAAAGUGUUAGUGGCAGUAGUAGAAUUGGAUCAUUGGGUGCUUCAAGUUCAAGUAAUUCCAUAAUCAAUCCAAAUUUUGAUGGAAAAGGGACUUACUUGGUCUUCAAUGUGGGGGAUGCAAUUUUUAUAAGUGAUUUAAACUCUCAAGAUAAGGAUCCAAUAAAGUCUAUACAUUUUAGUAAUUCAAACCCAGUGUGUCAUGCCUUUGAUCAAGAUGCUAAAGAUGGACAUGAUUUGCUCAUUGGGUUGAAUUCUGGUGAUGUCUACUCGGUGUCACUGAGACAGCAAUUACAGGAUGUUGGAAAGAAGCUGGUUGGGGCCCAACAUUAUAACAAAGAUGGUUCUGUUAAUAACAGCCGCUGUACAAGUAUUGCGUGGGUGCCUGGAGGUGAUGGUGCUUUUGUUGUUGCUCAUGCUGAUGGGAAUUUGUAUGUGUACGAGAAGAGUAAGGAUGGUGCAGGUGAGUCAUCAUUCCCUGUUAUCAAAGAUUUAACUCAAUUUUCUGUUGCACAUGCGCGUUAUAGCAAGAGUAACCCUGUUGCCAGAUGGCAUAUUUGCCAAGGAUCAAUUAAUAGCGUUGCUUUCUCUUCAGAUGGGGCCUACUUAGCAACUGUUGGAAGAGAUGGUUAUUUACGAGUUUUUGAUUAUACUAAAGAACAACUUGUUUGUGGCGGGAAAAGCUAUUAUGGUGCUCUUCUAUGUUGUGCAUGGAGCAUGGAUGGAAAAUACAUUUUGACUGGAGGUGAAGAUGAUUUAGUUCAAGUUUGGAGUAUGGAAGAUCGAAAGGUAGUGGCAUGGGGUGAGGGGCACAACUCAUGGGUUAGUGGAGUAGCCUUUGAUUCAUAUUGGUCAUCACCAAAUUCAGAUGGUACAGGGGAGACUAUAAUGUAUCGUUUUGGAUCUGUGGGUCAGGACACACAAUUGCUUCUGUGGGACUUAGAAAUGGAUGAGAUUGUUGUGCCAUUACGCCGAUGCCCUCCUGGUGGAUCUCCUACUUUCAGUACAGGAAGUCAAUCAUCACAUUGGGACAGUAUUGUCCCGAUUGGUUCUCUGCAACCUGCUCCAAGCAUGCGAGAUGUACCAAAACUGUCCCCACUAGUUGCACAUCGUGUCCACACGGAACCACUCUCUGGCUUGAUUUUUACUCAGGAAUCUGUUCUUACUGUUUGUCGAGAGGGCCACAUAAAAGUCUGGAUGAGACCUGGUGCUGCAGAGAGCCAGUCAGGCAACUCUGAAACCGUCUUAAGUAGCAGUUUCAAGGACAAGCCAUUGUUAUCAAGUAAGGUUGGGAAUUCAAGUUAUAAACAAUGACCAAACUUCCAUGAAAUCUGAGGCAAAGCCAAUCUCUUAUUUUUGUGGAUUUGUAUUUCUAUUUGCUAGUGUGGCCGUUCUGUUUCAGCCUGUUGGUAUUCUCACAAUUGGCACUGGGGGAAAGUAAUUUGAUUUCAGUGAGAUAAAUCAAUUGGUUUCAAUUGUAUAUUUAGGGAUAUAAAGUGCUAUUGAUGGCAUUACAAGAGCUGUGGAGGGAGGGUACCUCCAUUGUAAGUACAAAACGGCUGUUUCUAGGAUAAAUUUCUAUAUAGAUUUAAAAAGUUACUGACAGGAAUAAUUGGAAGUUGUUCCUUUGAGAUUUCUGUUUCUUUUAUAGGUGAAUGUUCAUUUAAUUCUCUUAGUGAUGUUACUAAUGUAAUGCACCUCUUAGUUAUCCUGGUGAAACACUAACAGUAGCAGCUUCAUGUAAUGACUAUAGAACACUUAUUUGCCUAUUGGCCCUUUUAUUUGUAAUUUUCUUUAUAAAUUGAGACCUGUGGCUUGUCCUGUGCAUA
Molecule: messenger RNA, 2033 nt
Organism: Jatropha curcas
Lineage: Eukaryota; Viridiplantae; Streptophyta; Magnoliopsida; Malpighiales; Euphorbiaceae
Source: RefSeq, a predicted model, not a curated record